Messenger RNA from Rotaria sp. Silwood1, 4896 nucleotides. NCBI's taxonomy places the organism in Eukaryota, Metazoa, Rotifera, Eurotatoria, Philodinida, Philodinidae. The record is from the annotation of a GenBank genome assembly.
AUGGAUUCAUUGACUGAUGAUAUUUAUGAAUCAUUACCAUAUGAAGAUAUUAUAAUAUCUGAUACUUUUGAUGAUCAAUUGAAUAUUACAGAAGAUGAUGAUCUUAUUAAAGAUUCUGAAGAUGAUCAAAUAUUUGAUGAAGUAUUAAAUCAUGAAAUUCAACAAGGAAAUAAAAUUGAAAAUGAACCUGAAGAAUCUUAUAUAUAUGAUGAUGAAGAUAAAGAUACCCAUGAUAGUGGUUUUGACGAAAGUACUUCAGAUAUUAUUGAAGAAAGUCGUACGACUUAUCUACAACCUCCUACAAAUGUUGGACGUGGUCGAUUCGUAAGAAACGCUGUUAAUGAAUAUAAUCAAGAGGUGUUACCACCAGCACGUAUUCUUGAUGCUGAACCACAAAAUGGUUAUUAUUCACAACCUGCAAGAAUAGCAAGAUUACCAGAAUCAUAUUAUAGAAAACGAGCAGACCCAACAGUACAGAAUGAACGUCGUGCACCUCGUGUAACAUCUCCUUUAAUCGAUUUUCGUACAACAUUUUCUCAAAUAUCAAUUAUUAUCGAUAAAGAUGAUUCGGAUGAUAAAGGUUAUAAUCAUGCAUGUAAACGUAUUCAACAAAUACAAUCUGAUAUCAAUAUUGACUUAGUCAAACCUAAUUAUGAUAUAUGGAGCUUUGGUUUAUAUAUUUAUUCAAUAGAAUUACAAAAAUCUAUUUCAUGUAAUCUUCUAGAUCUUUUUCCUCAAGAAAUAAAUAAUGAAGAUAAUCGACCAUUUUGGUUUAUGUUUAAACAUUCACUAACAUUUCAUGAUUCAAUACUUCGUAAUAAAAUUUCCAAACAAACUGAUUCUUCAAAAGGAAUUUUUAUUUCAUUUGAUCGUGGUAUAUAUGCUGAUUUAUCAUAUGGUGCAUUAACAUCAAUGAAUCGUUUUUAUCUUGAUAAAGAUUAUUUAUUUCGUAAAAGAACUAAAUGGUCAUUACGUUUUCGUGAUGAAUUUUUUGAAAUUCACACAAAUGAAUUUCUACAAUUAAACAAUUCCACGGAUUUAAAUCGAGCUCAACGAAAAUAUAAAAUACCACUUGAUAUUAUUGAUCGUACUGCUAUUUUUUAUUUACGAAAUGAUGGAUUUGAUUUGUUUAUAAAUAUGAAAGGAAAUAUUCAUGAGUUUCAUCGACAAAUAAAACCAAAAGUUAAUGAAAAUAUUAAUUUUGAUAAUUUUACACGUCAAGGAAAAUAUGAUAGAGAAAUCAUGCCUCUAUUUUCAACAAUUCGUAUACGUAUAAAACUUAAAUAUGAUCAAGCAAUAAAUGAAAUUCUGGAACGUAAUGAUAAAACAUUUAAAGAUCUUCCAUCUAAUCAAAAAGAUCGUCUUAUACAAACGACUCGUAAUGAAUCAUUAAAAACAAUACGAGAAAUAUUUAAAAAUUUUUUUGAUUUUUUUAAUGAAAAUCGUAUACAUGUUUGUUUUGGUCCAAUAUUUUCACGAAAUAUAUCAUUAGAACAAUUAAGUACACUUAAAGCUCACAGAUUUUCAACAUUUACUCAAUCAUAUUCAUGGGCUAUGUUAUGUAAUAUUGGAUUUCGUGCACAAAUUCAAUUAAAUUUAACGAAAAAAUUCAUAAAUCAAUUACGUGAAUAUUCUAAUUUAAUGUAUGAUGAAAAAGAUUCAUUGGAAAUAGAUGAUCGUUUUUAUCGUUUAUGUUUAUAUUUACAUCGUCGAUCAUCAGAAUAUUUUUUUCUUGAUUUAGAUAAAGAAAUUGAAAUAGGUAUUAAAGAAUAUAAGGAUAAAUAUGAACGAUCAAAAAAAAAUAAAGAUAAAUAUGAAUCAUCAAAAAAAAAGAAAUCUGAAAUAAUUACAUUUAAUCAAUUGACAACAUCAACAGCAUAUAUUCCAUCAGUUGUUUUAACACCAACAACAAUAAAAAUUCGUCCAUUAAAAUUAUGUAAAUUAAAUCGUGUUCUUCGUGAAAAACGAUUUGGUGGGUUUUUAAAUUUUGCACUUGUUGAAUUACGUGAUGAAGCUCAACGUUUACUUUUUCCUAGUGAAUUUCGUUCAUUAAAAAAUCAAAUAUUAUAUUAUUUAACAAAUGGAUUUUUGUUAACACCAGAACGAAGAUAUAAAUAUUUACAUCAUUCUCAAAGUCAAGUCAAAUGUAAACAAUUUUGGUUUUAUUAUCAUGAUAAAGAACAUGGAUAUCUUUCACAUGAAGAUGCUUAUAUUUGGAUGGGAAAUUUUGAUAAAGAACGUAUUGUAGCUAAACAUGCUGCACGUAUUGCACUUUGUUUUACAAGUACAGAUGCAACAAUUCAGAUUACUGCAGACAAAGUCACUUAUGAACGUGAUAUAAAAGAUGCAACAAAGAAGUAUACAUUUACUGAUGGUGUUGGAACAAUUUCAACACAACUUCGUGAUGAAAUAAAAGAUUUCUUGAAACAUCGUUAUAAUUUUAGUGUUUUACAAAUUCGUUAUGGUGGUUGUAAAGGUACAUUCUCAGUUGAUCCAAAUCUUGAUAAUCAACAAUAUCAAUUAAAAAUUCGAGAUUCAAUGAAUAAAUUUACUACUGAUCAUGAUAUACUUGAAUUAUGUAAAUUAUCAGCACCACGUCCUCUUUAUCUCAAUCGGCAAGAUAUUGUUUUACUUGAAAGUCGUGAUAUACCUCAUACAACAUUUCUUUGUCUACAAAAUGAAGAUCAUUUAUGGCUUAUUCGUUGUCUAUUAACACCAUCCAUAGCCUAUGAAUUAUUACAAGAAAAAGUCUUACCUGUAUUUCAAUUACGUAAAAUAGCUCGACAUAUAAAUAUUGUUGAAGAACAAUUUUUUAUUAAAUUAAUUAUAACAUGUGCAUUUAAUAUUAUGCGUGAAUUAAUUGAUCGAACAAGAAUACGUAUAUCAGAAAAAAAAGCAAGAAAUAUGUUUGGUAUUGUUGAUGAAUAUGGUGUAUUAGAAUAUGGGCAAGUUUUUAUUCAAUAUACAGUGAUGCGUGAUAAUAAAUUAUACUUAUCCGAAGAAGAAGACUAUAUAAGAAAAAAUAAUAUUGGUCGAUGUGAAAUUUUAACAACUAAAGUUGUUAUUACAAAAAAUCCAUGUCAUCAUCCAGGUGAUUUACGAACAUUUGAUGCUGUUGAUCGUCCUGAAUUAAGACAUUUAAAAGAUGUUGUCGUUUUUCCACAAAAAGGUCCUCGACCACAUUCAAAUGAAAUAUCCGGAUCUGAUUUAGAUGGUGAUGAAUAUGUCGUUAUAUGGCAUGAAGAUUUAAUACCACAAACACCAAAUGAAACACCUUAUGAAUAUGAUUCUCAAGAAGAUCCACCGAAAAUGAAUCGUCCAAUCACACGAGAUGAUAUUAAUCAAGUUGUUAUGGAAGUUAGUGAACAAGAUUGUCUUGGAACAUUAUCAAAUAUUCAUUUAGCUUAUGCAGAUAAAUAUGGUAUCAAAUCAGAAACAUGUACAUAUUUAGCUGGAGCUAUUUCACAAGAAGUAGAUGCUGCAAAAACUGGUAAACAUCCGUUAACCAAUGAGGAAAUUGUUGAACUUAGACAAGGACUAGACAGCAAAUGGCCAGAUUUUAUGAAAGGACGUGGUAAAAAAGAAUAUUAUCCAUCAGAACGUAUUCUCGGUAAAUUAUAUCGUUCAGCACGUCGUGCUGUCAUAGGUUGGAGUCGUGCAAUAAGUAAUCAUGGUAAUCCACAUCAUAUACAUUUAGCACUUGCAUUAGCUUCUGGUAUAGAUAUCAAAGAUCAAGAAUUUGAUGAAACGAGAAAAAAAUCAAACAUAUCAACAAUUUAUGAACAACCACUUGAUCAAUUAAUAACACAUGAAAAUUAUCAAAAAUAUCUUUCAGAAAUAAAAUCUUUAUAUUCAAUCUAUCGAAGUGAAUUACUUGAAAUUAUUAGUUUAUAUCGUUUUCAAGAUGAAAUUGAUCUUUUAUGUCGUUGUGAAUCAAUGGAUGCAUCAGCAGGUGGAAGUAAAAAAGGUAGUCUUGAAGAUUCAGCUACAAUUGAAGUACAAAAUUUAGUUCGUAGAAUAAGACAAGAUUUUUAUAAUGAAUUUGAUGAACGACGUACAAAACUACAAUGUUGUGAAUCAAAAGAAAAUCCAUAUUCGGGUCGUCGAAAAAUAAUUGAUUGUGCAUAUUGUAAAGAUCAUAAAUGUGCAAAAGCCGCUUGUGCUUAUAUUUAUACAUAUGAACAAAGUAAUCGUUUACCAUUAAAAUCUAAUCGACGUAUACUUAGUUUUCCAUGGCUUUUUGCUAAACAUCUUAUUCAAUUAAGAGAUCGUAAUAUGUUAAACAAUUCUAUUAAUCAAUCAAAUACAAUUGUUCUUCAUGCAUGUUCAGAUUAUUUGAAAGAUUUUGAACCAAAAUUUAAAGUUUUUAUUCCUGAAUAUUCAAUUGAUAUUCCAUUAGUUGAAUUUUAUUAUAGAAAAAGUGAAGAAAAACCAAAAAGUUUAUUACGUAUAAAUACAAAAUCCGAUGAAAAAAUUUCUGAUGUACCAUUAUUACGUGCUUGUUUUGUUGAAAUAUUAAAUGAUUGGUUAAUAAAACAAAAUAUAUUUGGUGAUAAAUGUAUUGAAACUGAUUCAAAACCAUUAAUACCUGAAUCAAUAUGGCAUGAAUUAUUAAUAAAAUUUCUUUCGAAAAAAGAUGAAAAUAAUGUACGUCUUAUAUUAGAUUCAAAAACUCAAAGUUUUAUUACAGAACGUUAUCGUCAAAGUAUUAAUAAUUAUCGUCAACAAUGGACAAAUAUUGAAGAUCAAAAAUUACAAAAUAUGUUUCUUGAAAUACAUAAACUUACUAUAGAUUAUAUUCAAAAAACUCAAUUAACAAUAUGGGCUUAUCUUGAUGAAUAUAUUUUGUUAGCUUUACAAUGUAUUGGUAUUGAAAAGAGACUUAUUAAUAAAUGA